UCCAUGAAGGCAGCCCACUGGGAGAGCUUCAUCGCUGUGUCCGAGAUGGUGUGAAAAUCAAUGUCCAUAUCCGCACUUUCAAAGGGCUUCGUGGAGUCUGCACAGGGUUUUUGGUUGCAUUUGACAAGUUCUGGAAUAUGGCCCUGACAGACGUGGAUGAGACAUACAGGAAACCAGUAACGGGCAAAGCUUUCUAUGCAGAACCUCAGCUCACACUCACCCGGCUGUUUGACAGACUCAAACUGCAGGAGUCCUCAGUAAAGAAGGGAGCUGACUCAAAGACUGUCUCAGAGGAGCUAGCCCUGACAAACGACUCUCAGGCGCUGGGAUUGAAAGUUGGAUCAGGACGAGGGAGAGCAGAAGAUGAGCGCGAGAGGCAGAAACGCUUGGGCAGAGCUGGAGAAAAGAAGAUGCCAGGUGACAGUUUGCCUCUGGCUGCCAGAGGUGAAGCUGAUGUGGGCGGCGGGACUGCCCACAUGGAGGGCGCCAGUGCUGGUGGUACCCGUGCAAGAAGCCGGUCGCGAAGAAAAAGGCGGCCCAAAGUGGAUUAUCAACAGGUGUUCACACGUCACAUAAACCAGAUUUUCAUUCGAGGAGAGAAUGUCUUGCUCGUUCAUUUAGCACAUUGA
Messenger RNA from Tauraco erythrolophus (red-crested turaco), 629 nucleotides. NCBI's taxonomy places the organism in Eukaryota, Metazoa, Chordata, Aves, Musophagiformes, Musophagidae. The record is from RefSeq and is a predicted model, not a curated record.